This is a messenger RNA of Cucurbitaria berberidis CBS 394.84, 2331 nucleotides long. RefSeq names its product Endopolyphosphatase. Lineage: Eukaryota; Fungi; Ascomycota; Dothideomycetes; Pleosporales; Cucurbitariaceae. Gene Ontology annotation, molecular function: endopolyphosphatase activity; exopolyphosphatase activity. The record is from RefSeq and is a predicted model, not a curated record. Gene Ontology annotation, cellular component: fungal-type vacuole; membrane. Gene Ontology annotation, biological process: polyphosphate catabolic process. The transcript has 2 exons. The coding region runs from base 1 to 2331 and encodes 776 amino acids.
AUGGUCAAAUCGCGACAAGGGCUUAUCUGUGGGCUGCUCUUUUGGGGAAGCGCAAGAGGAGCCCCGCCUAGCGCUGCUGGAGAUGCAGGAGACGGCCGGGGAAGUACCAGCAGUACCAGCAGCACUACAGCAGCUGGGAGGAGCCUCACAGGCCGGUUCCUACACAUUACCGACCUCCAUCCCGAUCCCUUCUACAAGACGUACUCGAGCACCACAGCAGACGCAGCCUGCCAUCGCCACCAUGGACCCGCUGGCAUCUACGGCGCAGAGACGUCUGGCUGCGAUUCCCCCCAUUCGCUCAUCAAUCAGACGUUCAAAUGGAUAAACGACAAUAUCAAGGACGACAUAGACUUUGUCAUAUGGACAGGCGACUCGGCGCGCCACGACAACGAUGAGAAGAUACCCCGUACGCAGAAGCAAGUCAUACAGCAGAACGAGUUCAUGGUCUCCAAGUUUGCCGAGGUCUUUGCGCGACCUGAUGGCCACGAUGCGCCUACAAACGACUUUGUUAUUCCGGUAGUGCCAACCUUUGGCAACAACGAUAUUAUGCCGCACAACAUCUUUCUCGACGGGCCGAAUAGGUGGACGACCAAGUACUUGGAUAUAUGGCGGAAUUUCAUACCAGAGGCCCAGAGACAUCAGUUUCAGCAGGGAGGAUGGUUCUCGGUCGAGGUGAUACCGGGGAAGCUGGCUGUCAUUAGCUUGAACACCAUAUACUUCUUCACCUCAAACUCCGGCGUCGACGGCUGCGCAAGCAAGCACGAACCUGGCUACGAACACAUGGAAUGGCUGCGCAUCCAGCUCCAGAUUCUACGAGACCGAGGCAUGAAGGCUAUAUUGAUGGGCCACGUACCACCUGCGCGGGUCGAUAGCAAAGAAAGCUGGGACGAGACAUGCUGGCAGAAGUACACGUUGUGGGUUCAGCGCUACCGAGACAUCAUUGUUGGCAGUCUCUACGGGCACAUGAACAUUGACCACUUCAUGCUGCAAGAUUUUGAGAGCAUCAACAAAGAUACGAAGAAGGGAAGGAUGGCUAGCAGUGCAGCGUUGCAGAGUGAGAGCAGUGAUUCGAUAGCAUUGCUUGAGGACGGCGAGGUCACGGUGGCAUCCGCCUCUGACUACCUGCUCGAUCUUAGGCAAGCUUGGGCACAGCUUCCAGCACCACCUGCAAAGUCGAACACACGUUCGAAGACGUUUUUUGAAAAGUACGGAAACUUCUCCAUAUCGGAAUGGUUUUGGUCCAAAACCAAGAUACCGGCAAAAGAUGGCAAGGCUGGGAAGGGUGAGAAAAGGAAAUAUCUCGACAAGAUCGGAGGCAGAUACGCCGAGAAUUAUGCUGUAACCCACGUUGCGCCCAGUGUCGUACCGAACUACUUUCCCACGCUUCGGAUCUUUGAGUACAACAUCACGGGUCUAGAACAUGUCCUGGUGCCCUCCGCAUCCGUGCACGAAGAAUUGACCUCUCCAGGAGGGCCAUCCGAACAGCCCUCUGUCGUCGACAAUGAGUUUCUAGAUGACUUAGAGUAUUUGAGAGACGUCGACACCAAGGUGAGGAGAAAACAUAGAGGGAAGAAACACAAGAAGGGACCAAGAAAGUACAAGUUCAAGGUCCCAAAAGGCCCCUCAAAGUCUGCACCGCCAGGUCCGGCAUACUCACCACAGGUGUUUACAUGGACAUGCUACGUCCAGUACUUCGCCAACCUCACCAACAUUAACAACGACUUCGUCCAUCCGCAACAAGGCCUAAAACACCCGACCAAACCCCACGACCAAACAAUUCUCAACCCAACAUCCACUAAUGACCUCACCCCACACACCAUCUUUGGUAUCGCCAUUAGCUUAGACGGCGAAAUAGAAAACAAGAGCUGGAAAGAAGGCAAACAUGGAAAGCAUCAGGGCAAGAAACCGCGACCAGAACCACACCCGAAAGAGUUUGAAUAUGAGGUUGAAUAUGAUACGAAGAAAGACAAGGGGUUCAAAGAUCUCACUGUGAGACGAUGGGUUGAGUAUGCGAGGAAAAUCGGUCGGGGCGAUGCGAAGGCGGCUGAUGUUGAGGAGUAUGACGAGCAUGAAGAUGAGGAGUAUGAAGAGUAUGAAGAAGAACAGCUCGCCAAUGAGAAUGUCGACGAGCAAGACUACAGUGCAGAGCUGACAACAGGCGGCAAGAAGAAGCAUAAGAAACACAAGAAGAGAAAGCAUGCCUCGAAGGAAUGGUUCACGUUCGUUAAGCGUGCAUUUGUGGGGACUAUGGAUCCGCAUGAGAUCAAGGAGGUGUUCGGCGCGAGCGCGGAACCUCAAGAGUUGAGCGCAGAGGAGGUUAUAGAGCUAUGA